AUGACUACUGUAUUUGGUUCCAACGUGGAGGGUUUGUCCCAUAAGAGACGGUAUUCACAGAAUGGUGAACAGGCGAAAGUUGCUGGAGAUAAAAAGACGCGUUUAGGAGAAAGUAGUGAUAAUGCAAAUGGAAAUGGGACAUACGCAUCCGCUGAUAACGUUUUGCAAGUACCUUCUAAGGGUGAUGAAUUACAAGAUGUGAGUGUUGGUUCUCAUGCACAUGAUACUGAUGUAUUAGCACCGGUGGCCCCACAGAAACAGAUCAGUAUUGGUAAAGACAGACAUACGAACAAGUAUGUUUUCCCACAUAUAUCAAGAGAUGAUUUAGUAAACGCACGCAAAUUUUUAAAAUACUAUGGAUUGAGGAAAUUUUUGGAUAGCUAUUUACCGGAGGAAUUAAAUUCGUUAUACAUUUAUUUUUUGAUUAAAUUAUUAGGCUUUGAAAUAAAGGAUAGAGAGAUGGUGAAUGCAAUUUACAAACAUGUGGAAUUACCAGAACCAAGUGCACCACCAAGAAAAGACUUGAUCUACAAUGAUUUUGAGGAUCCUUUAGAGAAAAGACACGCUGUGCGUUUGAUCAAAGAUUUACAAAAGGCAAUUAACAAAGUUCUUUGUACAAGAUUAAGAUUAUCAAACUUUACAACUCCAGAUGCAUUUGUCGAAAGGUUGCAAAGUGCCAAAAGUAUCUUAGUUUUAACAGGAGCAGGUGUUUCUACGUCACUCGGUAUCCCAGAUUUCCGUUCUUCAGAAGGUUUUUAUUCCAAAAUUCGUCAUUUAGGCCUUGAAGAUCCACAGGACGUUUUCAAUUAUGAUAUCUUCAUGCAGGAUCCUUCUGUUUUCUAUAACAUUGCACAUUUGGUCUUACCACCAGAAAACAUUUAUUCACCGUUGCAUGGAUUUAUAAAGAUGUUACAAGAUAAGGGUAAGCUUUUGAGAAAUUAUACUCAAAACAUUGAUAAUUUAGAAUCCUAUGCUGGUAUCGAUCCCGAAAAGGUGGUUCAAUGCCAUGGUUCAUUCGCAACAGCAUCAUGCACAACAUGUCAUUGGAAAUUGCCAGGUGAUAAGAUCUUCGAAAACAUUAGAAGAUUGGAAUUACCACUUUGCCCCUACUGUUAUAUGAAGAGAAAGGAAUUUUUCCCCAAUGAUUCAGUAAUACCAUCUGGUGGUAAUGGUGGUUCAGAAGAUAUUUCCGCCGGUUUAAACACACCAUUAAAAUCACAUGGUGUUCUAAAGCCUGAUAUUACUUUCUUUGGUGAAGCAUUACCAUCUAAGUUUCACAAAACUAUUCGUGAAGACAUUUUGAAGUGUGAUCUUUUGGUCUGUAUUGGUACAAGUUUAAAAGUGGCUCCCGUUUCUGAAAUUGUAAAUAUGGUACCUUCUCACGUCCCACAAAUUUUAAUCAAUAGAGACCCAGUAAAGCAUGCGGAAUUCGAUCUAAACCUUUUGGGUUACUGCGAUGAUGUAGCUACUUUGAUAGCUCAAAAAUGUUCAUGGGAUAUUCCUCAUGAGAGAUGGAAUACGUUAAAGAAUAAAAAAUUCAACUGUAUAGAAAGUGACAGAGGUGUUUAUUCAAUAACGCCUAAAGAAGAUUAG
Zygosaccharomyces rouxii is the source of this 1593-nucleotide messenger RNA. It is a transcript of the gene SIR2, whose product is annotated as NAD-dependent histone deacetylase SIR2. The coding region runs from base 1 to 1593 and encodes 530 amino acids. The record is from RefSeq and is a predicted model, not a curated record. NCBI's taxonomy places the organism in Eukaryota, Fungi, Ascomycota, Saccharomycetes, Saccharomycetales, Saccharomycetaceae. The transcript has a single exon. Gene Ontology annotation, molecular function: NAD+ binding.